This is a messenger RNA of Macadamia integrifolia, 1410 nucleotides long. Its product is annotated as mogroside IE synthase-like. Gene Ontology annotation, molecular function: UDP-glycosyltransferase activity. NCBI's taxonomy places the organism in Eukaryota, Viridiplantae, Streptophyta, Magnoliopsida, Proteales, Proteaceae. The transcript is spliced from 2 exons. The coding region runs from base 1 to 1374 and encodes 457 amino acids. The record is from RefSeq and is a predicted model, not a curated record.
AUGAAGAAGGGAGAUAGAGUUCAUUAUUCUCAUGUUUUAGUUGUCCCUUACCCCAGCCAAGGCCACAUUAACCCACUUCUCCAGUUCUCCAAGAGAUUGCUUUCCAAAGGCGUCAAAAUCACAUUGGCCAUCACCAGCAAUCUUGUCAACUCUAUGCAUGCACAAACUGGAGCUAUAGGAGUCGAGACAUUCUCCGACGGCUAUGACGACGGUCGCUUGCCAUGGACGGAAGGUAGAAUUGAAGAGUACUUUGAGCGCUCUAAGAUGGUGGGCUCACAGACCUUAACAGAACUCAUCAAGAAACAAGAAAGCUUUGGUGAUCCUAUAAGCUGUGUUGUUUACGAUCCUUUUCUCCCCUGGGUUCUGGAUGUGGCCAAACAGCUCAACUUAAUUGGUGCUGCCUUCUUCACCCAAUCUUUAGCUGUUUGCAGCAUUUACUAUCAUGUGCACCGGGGUCUACUCACACUACCAGUGGCCAGCACCAUCAUUUCCAUUCCGGGCUUACCACUGCUUCCAAUCAACGAUUUACCAUCUUUUAUUUCUAUAUACGGAUCGCGCCCAGCAAUACUGACCUUACUUUUAAACCAAUUUUCCAACAUCGACAAGGCAGAUUGGCUCCUUUUUAACUCAUUUGAUAAGCUGGAGCAGGAGGUAAUGAAUUGGAUGGCAAAGCAAUUGCCAGUGAAGACGAUCGGGCCAACCCUGCCAUCCAUCUACCUUGACAAGCGAGUCAAAGACGAUGAGGAUUUCGGCCUUAAUCUUUUCAAGCCAAGUGUAGAUGCUUGCAUGAACUGGCUAAACAUGAGGGAAACUGGAUCUGUUGUCUAUGUAUCCUUUGGAAGCGUUGCUGAACUCGGAGAUGAGCAAAUGAAAGAACUAGCUUCGUGUCUCAAGGAUAGCAAUUAUCAUUUCUUGUGGGUAGUGAGGCAAUCAGAGCAGAAUAAGAUUCCGACCAAUUUUGUGGAAGAGACUCUAGAGAAGGGAUUGGUGGUCUCAUGGUGUCUUCAGUUGGAGGUGUUGUCCCACAAGACUUUGGGAUGUUUUGUAACACAUUGCGGGUGGAAUUCAACGUUGGAAUCGUUGAGCUUAGGUGUACCAAUGGUGGGAUUGCCGCAAUGGACUGAUCAACCAACUAAUGCAAAAUGUAUUGAAGAUGUUUGGGAAAUGGGAUUGAGAGCUAAGGUGGAUGAAAAGGGGGUUGUAGUGGGGGAAGAGAUAGAAGCAUGUAUUAAGGAAGUUAUGCAAGGAGAGAAAGGAAAAGAGAUUAGACAGAAUAGUAUCAAAUGGAAAGAGUUUGCCAAAGAGGCAGUAGAUGAAGGUGGAAGUUCAGACAAGAACAUUGAAGAAUUUGUUGCUCUAUGUCAUGCCUCUUGAAGGUUUCUGUUCCUUUGUAUUUUUAUUUUGUUCAAU